UGAAAUAUGGACGAUGAAAAUUAACGAGAAAAAUCUUUGCACGUUCGCCACAACGCCACCAGUCGAUCUGGAGGGCUGGUUGAACAAGCGGGGUGAAACGAACAAAAGCUGGCAGCGGCGCUGGUUUGUGCUGAAGGGCAACUUGCUGUUCUACUUUGACAAGCGUACCGAUAAGGAACCGCUCGGCAUGAUCAUCCUUGAGGGCUGCACAGUGGAGCUAGCGGAAGAGAGCGAGCAGUACUGUUUUCAGAUCAUAUUUCACGGUCCGAACAAUCGGACGUACUACCUCAGCACGGAAUCGCAGGCCAACAUGGAGCAGUGGAUGAAGGCGCUUACCUGUGCCGGGUACGACUAUAUGAAGCUAAUGGUGGCGGAAUUGCAGCGCCAGCUGGACGAAAUUGAGGGCCAGUGUCGGGAGAAAACGCCCGAAACGGUGCCCAUGCUAGCGCCACCGAAAGCACCACCGAGGCGACACAACCCUUUCAACAAACCGCUUACGACGGAGUACGCAUCAAAUGCAGAUGAUGGAACCGGAGCAGGCCCACCCGCACGUGCCAACCGGAAAGCGCCGGCCGCAUCAUCCACCACACCCAGCCCAACCAAACCGAACCAACCGGAAGCCACACCGAACCGCACCGGUAAGCAAACCGUAACGGGGACGAAAUCGAGCGAUGCCAUCGCAACGAUGACCACCGACGUUGCACCGCUCGAGCGCGGUGCCGUCGUAUCGUUUUCGUUCGAUGCGAUGCACUCGGCGCUCGGUGUCCCGGUGUUGGCCGAUCUGAGCAAAUGGAACGCUAGCCGGCAGGAGCACCACUGCAAGGAGCAAACCGAGGAUGCGAAGCAGGAACAGCUGCAAAUGGAUGAAAAACGGCCCCCAAAUAAAACGGAAGAUUCGAAACCCGCCAUAGUGACGUCAGAGUAA
Anopheles maculipalpis is the source of this 925-nucleotide messenger RNA. RefSeq names its product sesquipedalian-1 (gene IPIP). Gene Ontology annotation, cellular component: trans-Golgi network; early endosome; recycling endosome. The record is from RefSeq and is a predicted model, not a curated record. Gene Ontology annotation, biological process: retrograde transport, endosome to Golgi; receptor recycling; endosome organization. The transcript is spliced from 4 exons. NCBI's taxonomy places the organism in Eukaryota, Metazoa, Arthropoda, Insecta, Diptera, Culicidae. Bases 14 to 925 code for a protein of 303 amino acids.